AAAUAAAUAAAUAAAUAAAUAAAUAAUACCAAAAUAAAAGUGAUACUUCAUGUGCUACAAAGUAGAUUAAUAAAACACAAGCUUGAUUUCACAUUCUUUAAAAUGUAAACUGUGUUUCCAGGUGGAAUUGAACAGGAAGUGCAGAAUAAACCAACUUUGGAAUCAGAAACAAAUGGGAAGUGCAAUUUUCUCACCUGCCCGGUCAGUUUUCAAGAGUUACAACCUGCCCAAGGGCCGAUACGUCGUCAUCCCCUCCACCCUUCAAGCUGGUGUACAGGGACAGUUCAUGCUGCGAAUUUUCACUGAUGAAGACUCGAGCUGCCGUGAAAUGACUGAAGAAGAACCAAAAAAGGAAAACUGGUCUAUGUGUAUUGGAAAUGUUGGAGUUGUGAUUUAUGCCAGAGUUAAAAAUGCUAAGGGACUGGAAAACCAGGACAACACUGAAGCUGGGUCUCCCUUCAACCACCAGAGGAAGCGCUCACCUGAGUUCUGAACUCUUCACCUGCCCUCACCUGGAUUAAUCUUUAUCAGCUGUUUCCCAUCACCUCAUCAAUGCCAUAGUAUUUAGUCUGGCUUCUCACCACAGCCCUCUGCGAAAUCUUGUUUGCCCUGCAUACAGCCAGAGUGUUUUCUCCUAUGCCUGUCUCCUUUGUGUUUUGACUCCUGC
Molecule: messenger RNA, 667 nt
Organism: Oryzias melastigma (Indian medaka)
Lineage: Eukaryota; Metazoa; Chordata; Actinopteri; Beloniformes; Adrianichthyidae
Product: calpain-5-like
Exons: 3
Coding region: 173-493 (106 amino acids)
Source: RefSeq, a predicted model, not a curated record